Molecule: messenger RNA, 1876 nt
Organism: Phyllostomus discolor (pale spear-nosed bat)
Lineage: Eukaryota; Metazoa; Chordata; Mammalia; Chiroptera; Phyllostomidae
Gene: ANKRD1
Product: ankyrin repeat domain 1
Exons: 9
Coding region: 151-1110 (319 amino acids)
Biological process (GO): regulation of transcription by RNA polymerase II
Cellular component (GO): nucleus
Molecular function (GO): RNA polymerase II-specific DNA-binding transcription factor binding
Source: RefSeq, a predicted model, not a curated record
GGGUGUUACUUGGCUUCCCAGGUUGGAAGAUUAUCUCACCCAGUCCUAGCUAUAUAAACAGAGCGGCGUGGAGGAGCUAGCUCAGCAGGGCCAACCGAAGGGAUUCAUUCCGCAGGAAGAAAGCAUUAUUCAGACGAACUUUAGGCCAACAUGAUGAUGCUGAAAGUAGAAGAGCUGGUCACAGGGAAGAAGAGUGGCAGUGGGGACACUGGGGAGUUCCUUCCUGAGGAUUUCCCAGAUGGAGAGUAUGAAGCUGCUGUUACUUUGGAGAAGCAAGAGGACCUGAAAACACUUCCAGCCCACUCCCUCAGCCGUGGGGAGCAACAAUGGCAGAUUGAAAAACAACGAGAGGCAGAGCUCAAGAAGAAAAAACUAGAACAACGGUCAAAGCUUGAAAAUUUAGAAGACCUUGAAGUUAUCAUUCAACUGAAGAAAAAGAAAAAAUACAGGAAAACUAAAGUUCCUGUUGUAAAGGAGCCUGAGCCUGAAGUCAUUACAGAACCUGUGGAUGUGCCUCAGUUUCUGAAAGCGGCCCUGGAGAAUAAACUGCCAGUAGUAGAAAAAUUCUUGUCAGACAAGAACAAUCCAGAUGUCUCUGAUGAGUAUAAGCGGACAGCUCUUCAUAGAGCGUGCCUGGAAGGACAUUUGCCAAUUGUGGAAAAGCUAUUGGAAGCUGGAGCCCAGAUUGAAUUCCGUGAUAUGCUGGAAUCCACAGCCAUCCACUGGGCAAGCCGUGGAGGAAACUUGGAUGUCUUAAAGUUGUUGCUGAAUAAAGGAGCAAAAAUCAGUGCCCGGGAUAAGCUGCUCAGCACAGCGCUGCACGUGGCGGUGAGGACCGGCCACUAUGAGUGCGCAGAGCAUCUCAUCGCCUGUGAGGCGGACCUCAAUGCCAAAGACCGAGAAGGAGAUACCCCGCUGCACGACGCCGUGAGACUGAAUCGGUACAAGAUGAUCAGAUUGCUGAUUACAUAUGGCGCUGAUCUCAAUGUCAAGAACUGUGCUGGGAAGACCCCGAUGGAUCUGGUGUUACACUGGCAGAAUGGAACCAAAGCCAUAUUUGAUAGCCUCAAAGAGAACUCCUACAAGAGCUCUCGCAUCGCUGCAUUCUGAGAGAAAUGACGGCAGGCUCUCAUCAGCCGAUUUUCACCUGCGUUUGGAAGGCACCGACCCGAUGAAGAGCAGCUAGUUAUAAAAUCCAGCUUCUCCUUAUCAACCUGGGGUCAAGCGCACCUUAGAAAGUUUUAAGAAAGCACAAGGGAUAUAGACAUUGAAAUGUCCCUUAGUGAAACUCACUCUAUUUAUUUGUACGUAUCCCUGUUUAUUUAUUUAUUUAUUUUUAAAGGCACUUCACCACCACUGGUGCUCAGACCAUUUCUGGUGGUCUAUUUGGUGAGCAAAGUGGAAUUCAUAUGCAACACCCCAGGGCCUUCCCGUAGAUAGUUCUUAGACCAUGUUAAUGAGCAGUGCUCUUGGUGACUACUGAUGUGUCACCUCCCUCAGGUAGGACGUUUCGAGGUGUUUUAAAAGACAAAGGGGAUUAAUGGCCCCCUCUUUUCUCCUGAAUUUGUAUUCCUGAAGUCUGAGGCAAUGGAAGGCAAGGAGUGACGGAAGCAGUAGAAUAAGGAGACUCUGUGAGAAGGACAGGAAAGCCAGCCGUGGUAGAGCUGGGCCUGGCAUUUCUUAGUGAGCCCGGCAGGUGCCGAGGUGAAGUGAACGUCGAGAGUGUGAGCGGAGAGCAGUGCAAGAAGCAUUGGGCAGCUGGGCCCUGCAGAGUGGGAGCUGCUCAAACAGGAUGAAAGUGAUGGCAAAUUGUAAAUGUGUAAAUGUGUAUUAUGUCAUAUGUAUAUUUUAUAUUCAUAAUAAAAGCAAACAAAUG